CUUAUUUAUUGUGCAUUACCAAUGUCUGCCAAUCCAUCAUCCUUUUCUUCCCCAUACACUCCGCAUAUUCAAGAGCACCGGGGCCCUUUCCUGCAUCAUCAUCAAAACCGCUCCCUGUCAUCCACACCCUGCUCACCUCCUAAUACUGGCUCUCUCUCCGGACGAUCCGCCCGUUCAGGCGUAUGUACUCGAUCUCAGACCAAGAACAGCAGAACCUAUGGUGCUCCCUCGCGUAUCUCAAGGGGCUCCUGCCUAAGCAUCUCCUCAAAGGCCACAGACAGCUUCGUCGUUGCAGUCGUCGAGGGUCGAGGGGCAGGAGCAGAGGUCGGAAUGUGUUUCUGCGACCUCAAAACCAGCGAGGUCAUCCUUUGUCAGAUAGCAGACUCGCAGACGUAUGUCAGAACCCUGCAAAAACUGAAUCUCUACGAGCCUUCUGAGAUCCUGGUACCGAAUACAGCUAUGGAUCCUGUCAAUUCAAAGCUGGUUAAUAUUAUUAAGGAAAAUAUUCCAUCCAGUAUCAUCAUCCCAGUCGCUCGUCGUCUCUUUAACGAUUCAGUUGGGCUUCAGUACAUCAACAAGUAUAUCAUCAAGGAGGAUUCGGCGUCGUUGUUGCUUGAUAUCCCUACAAAGUAUUUUUGUUUGGCGGCAACGGCCGCGGUCAUGCACCAUAUUGAGGAAACUCGGAACGCCACCUUUCUCAACCACACUGUCCUGUUCAAAUAUCAGAUCUGUCAAGGGAGCAUGAUCGUUGACAGCGCCACCGCUAGGAAUCUCGAGCUCACAAUCAACCUAUCAAGCCGGAACGACAAAGAGACGCUGUUUGGUAUUCUGAAUGCAACCAUGACGCCCAUGGGAUCCAGGCUGCUUCGCUCUAAUAUUUUGCAGCCUCUCACGGACGAGAAAGCCAUCAACACACGUUUGGAUUGCGUUCAAGAGCUCUCCCAGGCUGAGGAUACCUUUUAUGCACUUCGAUCCUCGCUCAAGGCAAUUAAAGACGUCGAUCAUCUCAUAACGUCGUUCAUACAAGUCCCAGCUAAACUCAGUGUCAAGCAUUCCGAACAGAGCAUCAACCACAUCAUCAACCUAAAGCAUACGCUACAGUCUAUCAGGAAAGUUGCGGAAGCCAUGCACUCAUGCCAAAACCGGCUCCUGAAGACAGUCCAUCGGCUUCUGACCGAUUUCCGACUCAGAAAGUUAGGGGACCUUAUCGACAGCGUCAUCGAGCAGAACAUGGUGCAAGAAAAGACGCCAGUUGGGUUGCGCAAUCAGCGAUGUUUCGCUGUUAAGGCAGGAUGUAACGGACUGCUCGACGUUGCACGUCAAACAUACAAGGAAACCAUCAAUGACAUUUUCGAGGCCGUCAAUCGAUACGUCGAGGAGUACAACAUCAAUCUUAAAGUACAGUUCAGUAUGACGAUGGGCUACUACCUCUCGACAAGUGUGGAUCGGCUUGAGGUCGGCAUGCUCCCGCUGAUAUUUAUCAAUGUUGUCAAGAAAAACAAGAUCCUAAUCUUCACGACGCUCGAACUCAUGAAAAAAAAUGCCAAGAUAAACGAUUCCUUGACGGAGGUUUAUCUGAUGUCCGAUAAAAUAGUCAGUGAUCUUUCCAGUAGCAUUCGAUCCAAGAUCGGAGCUCUUUACAAUGCGUCAGAGGCCGUUGCCAUGAUCGACAUGCUUCUGUCCUUUGCAUAUAUCCUUACUGUGAAUAAUUAUGUCCGGCCCGAGUUCACAGACAUGAUUGUUAUCAAGCAAGGCCGACAUCCUAUCAUCGAGAAACUUUACUCUGCACCAUUCGUAGCAAAUGACACCUAUGCUAGUUCAGCCAACACUUUUCAAAUCAUUACGGGACCGAACAUGAGCGGCAAGUCAACCUAUCUAAGACAAGUAGCACUUUUAACGGUCAUGGCUCAAAUUGGCAGCUUUGUACCAGCGGAAUACGCUGCGUUUCGCAUCAUGCACCGGCUGUUUAGUAGAAUCUGCAACGAUGACAGCAUCGAACUCAAUGCGUCGACGUUCAUGAUGGAGAUGAAGGAAACUGCAUAUAUUCUACAGAACGUCAACAAGAACAGCCUCGUCGUCAUUGACGAGCUGGGCCGAGGCAAGUGCCCUGGAGUCUUGCCUGAACGCACGUCCAUCUACGAUGGCCUUGGGAUCGCAUUUGCUGUCUGCGAAGAGUUGAUUCACACGCAUGCUCUUGUGUUAUUUGCAACCCAUUUUCAUGAGCUGACCAGCAGUCUGACUGUGUAUCAUAAUGUUAUUAACCUGCAUCUGGAGACUGAGUUGAAAUGCGAUGGUCGUGAUACGUCUGGUAUCGUAUAUAAGUACUGUCUUUCAACUGGAUCUGCCGAGGAGACUCAUUAUGGACUUUCCCUGGCAAGGACACUUCAACUUUCGGAGGACAUCACCACACGUGCAGAGCAUGUGUCCAUCAAACUUACAUAUCUGCAGGAGAAUGCAUGGCACCAGUCGGAGAACAGUAAGGUGGUUGCGCGUCGACGCGCCUUGGCACAGAUCGCUCACAAUGUCGUGGUGAUUCAGCAGUGUUCGAAUGGAAUGACACAACAGGACUUGGUGCUUGCCCUCAGAGAUGCACAAGGGAAGGCCAUUUCGCAGAUGCUAGCUAUCCGUCGUUCGAGCGCAGGGCUCGGCCAUCAGUAGAUGACAGUAGAAAACAGACCACUGCAGCUGGUGCUCAUCAAUCAUUAU
Molecule: messenger RNA, 2706 nt
Organism: Gamsiella multidivaricata
Lineage: Eukaryota; Fungi; Mortierellomycota; Mortierellomycetes; Mortierellales; Mortierellaceae
Product: DNA mismatch repair protein Msh4
Exons: 10
Coding region: 22-2658 (878 amino acids)
Biological process (GO): reciprocal meiotic recombination; mismatch repair
Cellular component (GO): nucleus
Molecular function (GO): ATP binding; mismatched DNA binding; ATP-dependent DNA damage sensor activity
Source: RefSeq, a predicted model, not a curated record